This is a messenger RNA of Sus scrofa (pig), 878 nucleotides long. The record is from RefSeq and is a predicted model, not a curated record. Lineage: Eukaryota; Metazoa; Chordata; Mammalia; Artiodactyla; Suidae.
GUUUCCGUCUCCACCCGCAGUUCCUUUUCCGGUCCUCGAGGACGCCGUGCCUGUAGGAUCUUCGGCUUCAGUCCCGGUGUGGGAGGCAAGAGUAGUCAUGGCGAUGUUUGAGCAGAUGAGAGCGAACGUGGGCAAGUUGCUCAAGGGUAUCGACAGGUAUAAUCCUGAGAAUCUGGCCACCCUGGAGCGCUAUGUGGAGACACAGGCUAAGGAGAAUGCCUAUGAUCUGGAAGCCAACCUGGCUGUUCUGAAACUGUACCAGUUCAACCCAGCUUUCUUCCAGACCACUGUCACCGCCCAGAUCCUGCUGAAGGCCCUCACCAACCUGCCCCACACCGACUUCACGCUGUGCAAGUGCAUGAUCGACCAGGCGCACCAAGAAGAACGGCCCAUCCGGCAGAUUUUGUACCUGGGAGACCUGCUAGAGACCUGCCACUUCCAGGCCUUCUGGCAAGCCCUGGAUGAAAACAUGGACCUCCUGGAAGGUAUAACUGGCUUUGAAGACUCCGUCCGCAAAUGUAAGCCCCUCUCUGAGCUUGGACUCCCUGAGGGGCGGGAGUGGCCACAGGGCCGCCCUGCAGCAUCUUUGUCCCUCCUUUCUGCAGUUAUCUGCCAUGUCGUUGGCAUCACUUAUCAGCACAUCGAUCGCUGGCUGCUGGCCGAGAUGCUCGGGGAUCUGACAGAUGGCCAGCUGAAGGUGUGGAUGAGCAAGUACGGCUGGAGCGCCGACGAGUCGGGCCAGAUCUUCAUCUGUAGCCAGGAGGAGAGCAUUAAGCCCAAGAACAUCGUGGAGAAGAUCGACUUUGACAGCGUGUCCAGCAUCAUGGCCUCCUCCCAAUAACCUCGCAGGCAUUCAAUAAAGACUUGUUGACUUCUUA